Callorhinchus milii (elephant shark) is the source of this 2432-nucleotide messenger RNA. RefSeq names its product leucine rich repeat containing 17 (gene lrrc17). The coding region runs from base 227 to 1513 and encodes 428 amino acids. Gene Ontology annotation, cellular component: plasma membrane. The transcript has 4 exons. Gene Ontology annotation, molecular function: protein binding. The record is from RefSeq and is a predicted model, not a curated record. Lineage: Eukaryota; Metazoa; Chordata; Chondrichthyes; Chimaeriformes; Callorhinchidae.
CGACAGAAGGCUACACUGAGAUACUGGAGAUUCAGGCAGCACCUUAAAGAACAAGGAGAGUGGAUUCAGGCUACAUCACUAUAAAGACAUGCAAAAGGCAAGCUCGUUUUUUUCUUUUUAAGGAGUGACAGUUUCAUAUCUGCCUGAAGCUCAAAACAACCUAAGGCUCAAAUUUCAUUCAAUUUCCCAGUUAUUUCUACAUUACUAGGACCAGCUGGAUAUCAGGAUGCAAAUGGUUAAGAUUAUUUUGUUUCUCCUGCUUUGUACAGCAGUGGAGCUGAGGAAAAUAAGGAAUGGCAGGAAGGAAAACCGAAAUAAACAUUGCGGUGCAAAAUGCAUGAGAAAGCACUCAAGUCAUGUCAAAAGAUUUGCUCAUCCACUCAAGAAUAUAUGUGAAGAGAGCUUGUACUAUUCUGAGAAGGUUCUCACUUGUCAAGAUAAGCAACUCAUCACAAUUCCAUCCAACCUGCCAGAUGACAUUGUUCAUCUACAACUAGCAGGAAAUAAGAUCAAUAGGCUGAAGGAUUCUAUGUUUUCAACGUUAAAGAAUUUGAAGAGCCUUGAUUUGCAACGCAAUGACAUUACUACCAUCCAACCAGGCGCUUUUGAGGGGUUGGAUGACCUGAAUACAUUACUACUUCAACACAAUCAACUACGAUUUUUAUCGGAAGAAGUCUUUAUCCCUAUACCUAAACUAAAUUAUCUGCGGAUCUAUGACAAUCCCUGGGAUUGCAAUUGUAAUCUGGAAGAUAUGGUUAGGAAGUUGCAGGUUCCUGGCCACAAAAACCUGGGAAAUCUGGCCAAGUGCAAGUCUCCAAAAGUUUAUGUUGGUCAAAAGUUGAAAAAGAUCAAUCCGGAUUGGCUAUGCCCUAAUAAUAUCUUCAGCAACAUAAGCGAAGUAAUGGAUCCUCCUAGUUCUAUCCUCAAAGAGGUUGAUUUCACACGUUGUCAUAUCUACCUUUUCCCAAAGCCACAAGUAGAUUGCCAAGAUAAAGAUUUGACGAAGAUUCCUAUUGGAAUUCCAGCUGAUGUUCUUGAAAUCAAUCUGGGCAGUAACAAAAUCAAGCAGCUGAAUGGCAGAGAUUUCAUACACUUUAAGAAACUGGAUACGUUAAAUCUCAGCAACAAUCACAUAGAAACUAUCGAUCCUGCUGCAUUUACUGGUCUCCUGAGGCUGAAGACGUUGGAUCUAUCAAACAAUAAUCUUCACAGCUUUAAAUACGGAGUGUUGGAGGACUUGUACUUUAUAGAGAAACUGGUGCUCACAGAAAAUCCAUGGAAAUGUGAUUAUCAAAUCCAUUACUUGGCAUACUGGCUGCAGGUUCACUACACAGUACAGUUUGAAGGCCUUGAGUGUACAAUGCCUAAUGAGUUCAAAGGUUGGACUGUACAGAGAUACAUCAAAAAAUAUUACGAGGAAUGCCCUAAGGAAAAUGUGAUUAAUAGCUAUGAUUAUGAUAUAUCAUCUUUAGAAGAGGAAGAGCACGGAAUCAGAACAAGAAUAAUACCCUGACCCUUUAAGCAUCAUGUACAACACAUUGUGUAAUAAAGAGUUACAUAUUGCAUGACAAUGCACCAACAUGUCACACAAACAUUUACAGAUGUUACCUAGCAUCACUUAUUUUGACCCUUCUCCUCCCUAUCAUAGUUCUGUAAAAAGUAGCUUGCUGAAAAGUAUUCUUCUCACGUAUUCGAGGAAUUUUGUGUAGUUGUUUUCGUUGUAGGACAGCUACUUUGCAAGAGUACAAUUUUCUUUGUUUGUGUCAUUUGUAUUUGUAUUUGAUCCAUCUGAAAGCAAUCAUCUGGUGCAGUGGUGGCCAAUCCACGGCCCGCGGGCCGGAAGGUGCCAACCCAACAUUCACACCAGUCUAAGUGAGUCUGUUCUAAAUCAAUGUUUUGUUUUCAGUUUUUUCUUGAUUUGAUAUUGCUUGAUUUAUGGCAUAAAUAAAUAUAUUCAAUCAAGAAAAUUUAUUUUAUUGUCCGACCAAAAAGCUGGGCCACCACUGAUCUAGCGUAUACCCAAUAUGAAAAAGUCCUGAAUGGAAGAUUUACCACCAAAUGAUGCCAGGACAUAACUGGUGAGAGCUAUGAUAUCCUUUCUAGAAUAUUUUUCUUUUUUUUUGCUUUGCGCCUUUAAAGUGAGGAAUCAAGGUAGGAAAUUCUCAAAGAUUUGCCAUAGAAUCGGAACAGACAUUAUAGCCAGCUCCUUUACAAAAACAACAACAAGAUUACAUUUGUAUAGCGCCUUACAUUUGUAUAGCGUCAGGAGGACGUCCCAAGGCGUACAGUAUAUCCCACGUGUACAGCAUAUCAGACCUGAGCUUACAUCAGGGUUGUCCAAUCUUUUGGCUGCUGCAGACCAGGUUCCAUGAGAACACAAGAAUUUACUCAGCGAAAGAAGACCAAGGUUUAUCUAGUUCGAAUUCCACCAU